AUGAAAUCUGAUGUUGAUUCAGGACAGGUGAAACAGCUUCAGCGCUGGUUAGGUACAGAGAUUCUAGAUUUAUUUGAUCGCGAUGAUGUGACAGAAAUUGAGGUGAAUCCAGAUGGUCGCGUGUGGAUUGAUACAUUUCAAGGCCAUAUACAACUUGAGACGAACUUAGAUCAAAAUACACGUUUAUCAAUUAUGAAUACAGUAGCAACAUUAAAUGGUACAACAGUUAAUUAUAGUCAGCCGCUACUAAGUGCUUUGUUUCCUAUUGGCAAUCUACGUUUUAAUGGUCAAGUACCGCCGGUUGUUUCAGGCCCCUGUUUCACAUUAAGACUAACAGCUCACAAUAACCUGACCUUAGAAACCGCAAAAGAUGAGGGGACGAUUAGUGAGUCGUACUAUGAUUUUAUUGUUGGUGAUGUGAUCCCUAACUAUCGUAAUACGUUGAUUAUUGGUGGCACGUCAUCAGGAAAAACCACGCUUUUAAAUACGAUUUUACAGAAAGCCGCUGAUCUUUGUCCCGAAGAUCGUGUAAUCAUUUGUGAAGAUGUGCCUGAAAUCAAAGUAAGUCAUCCCAACCAGAUUUGCUAUACAACAGAUACACGUAGUGGGGUGACGAUGCAGACGUUAGUAAAAGAAGCGUUGCGUAUGAAUGUUACGCGGUUGAUGUUAGGUGAGGUUCGUGAUGCCUCAGCAAAUGACGUUUUGAAAGCCUGGAAUACGGGGCAUCCAGGUGGUUUUACUACGAUUCACGCCAAUGAUGCUAAAUCUGGAUUAAUCCGUUUGGAACAACUUAUGAUGGAAGGUGGAGUUAUGCCGCAACAAGAAUGGAUCGCAGAUGCUAUAGACGUUUUGAUUUUUGUUAAACGUCAAGAAAAAAAGAGAUAUAUUGCCGAUAUAAAAAAAGUCGUAGGUUUUGAUAAAAAUAACUACAUAUUAGAAAAAACCGGUGCGAAAGUUGUAGGUUUUCUAAUCGUAAUAGCAGUUGUUGGUGCGAUUGUAAGCUAUGCUCUCGACCGAGCUAACAGCAAUGUUGCUAGUGGUUCUACCUGGAGUCCAGCGCAACUGGAGCAAUUACAAGCCUGUGAAGCAAAACAUCAAGAUGUUACAGCUCUGCGAAAUUGUCUAAAAGAGAAAAAGGCUCAAAAAUAA
Messenger RNA from Ylistrum balloti, 1149 nucleotides. Its product is annotated as probable conjugal transfer protein TrbB. Gene Ontology annotation, molecular function: ATP binding. NCBI's taxonomy places the organism in Eukaryota, Metazoa, Mollusca, Bivalvia, Pectinida, Pectinidae. The transcript is spliced from 2 exons. Bases 1 to 1149 code for a protein of 382 amino acids. Gene Ontology annotation, cellular component: cytoplasm. The record is from RefSeq and is a predicted model, not a curated record.